Messenger RNA from Nanorana parkeri, 3614 nucleotides. Its product is annotated as probable cation-transporting ATPase 13A4. Bases 43 to 3564 code for a protein of 1173 amino acids. The transcript has 30 exons. The record is from RefSeq and is a predicted model, not a curated record. Gene Ontology annotation, cellular component: late endosome membrane. Gene Ontology annotation, biological process: polyamine transmembrane transport; intracellular calcium ion homeostasis. Lineage: Eukaryota; Metazoa; Chordata; Amphibia; Anura; Dicroglossidae. Gene Ontology annotation, molecular function: ATP hydrolysis activity; P-type ion transporter activity; polyamine transmembrane transporter activity.
AGAGGACAUCUGUGAGGGCACUGCGAGAUACCUUACAGAACUAUGGGGACACAUGUACAGAAUGGCUACAGGGCACUGCUUAAUGAAGGCGAGGAGAAUGAAAUGGAAAUAUUUGGGUACAGAACAGUGAAGUGGAAAAAAGUACUAUGUAUUGCUGGGCAAGUGUUUACUCUAGGAAUACUUUGGCUUCUAUUUUACUGGAAACCUGACUGGAAUGUCUGGGCUUGUUGUAUACCCUGCACUCUGGAAGAGGCUGAUGUUGUGUUUCUUAGAGCGACUGAUGAAUUUAAACAAUGCUGUAGAAAAAAUGUUCGGUGGACCUAUAUUUCUGAAACAGAUUCACUAAAGUGUGCUGCCGUGGAUAGCAACUGCAUUGUUAACAAAUCAGUCAUUACCGCAGAAAUGAAAGUUAGAUGUAUUUGGGUGCAGAAAAUCAAGUAUGUCUGGUUACACACAGAAAAAAGAUUUCAGAAAUCUGGAAUGCUGGAAGAUACCUACAUAUGUUCACAGAUCCAUACAAGGUUUGGUUUAGGUCUGAGUAAAGAGGAACAGAAAGUAAGGAGGAUUGUUUGUGGGCCAAAUGCUAUUGAAGUUGAAAUUGUUCCAGUAUGGAAGCUACUCUUUAAAGAGGUUAUAAAUCCAUUCUAUUUCUUUCAAGCUGGAAGCCUCAGCCUGUGGCUGGCAGAAGGAUAUAUUGAAUAUUCUAUAGUGAUUAUUGUGAUCACUGUGCUUUCCAUCAUUCUAACUGUCUAUGACCUGAGAAAGCAAUCUGUAAAACUACAUCGGCUCGUAGAAACCAAUAACAGUUCAGUGGUCACUGUGCACACCAGUGAUGGGGGCAAUGAAGAUAUGGAAUCAAGACACUUGGUUCCCGGAGAGCUGAUUGUCCUUACAGGAACAAGGUUUUUUCUUCCAUGUGACUGCAUUCUGCUGAGAGGAAGUUGCAUUGUCAAUGAAGGCAUGUUAACAGGAGAGAGCAUCCCAGUUACAAAAACUCCCCUUGACAAUGAUACCGACUGCCUCCCAUGGAAAGUCCAUAGUGGGGAAGAUUACAAGAGACAUGUGCUAUAUUGUGGUACUGAGGUCAUUCAGACAACACCAUCUGGCUCUACUCCUGCCACAGCAGUUGUACUGCAAACUGGUUUCAAUACAGCUAAAGGUGAUAUGGUGCGAUCCAUUCUGUAUCCUAAGCCUAUGAAUUUCAAGCUGUACAGAGAUGCAUUUAGGUUCUUGAUGUGCCUUGUUGUUAUAGCUAUUAUUGGAUUUAUAUACUCUGUGGUACUAUUCACAGUUAAAGGGGCAACUGCAAGGGACAUUAUUGUCAAGUCAUUCAUUGUUGUCACAGUUGCCAUUCCUCCUGUACUUCCUGCUGCAGUGGCAACAGGCAUCAUGUAUGCCCAGAAGCGGCUUAAAAAGAAAAAAAUAUUUUGCAUCAGCCCCCAAAGGAUCAACGUGUGUGGGAGAAUAAAUCUGGUUUGUUUCGAUAAAACCGGUACUUUAACGGAGGAUGGGCUUGACUUGUGGGGUGUUGUUCCUUCCAGUGAAAGCAGAUUUCAGAAAGUACACAUGUUUACAAGUGGAAAUAGUUUGCCCUGGAGCCCACUUCUAGGGGCAAUGGCCUGUUGCCACUCACUAAUUUUUCUUGAUGGGAAGAUUCAAGGUGAUCCUCUGGACCUGAAAAUGUUUGAAGGAACCAAAUGGGAAAUAGAUGAAUCACGUGGAGAUCAAGUGGACAGCUGUCAGGAGGCCACAAGAAAACACCAUCUUAUUGUAAAACCAAAAAUGUCUACCAGUUCACUUCCAGAUGGCCUUAUCAUCCUACAACAGUUUCCAUUUUCCUCCAGCCUCCAGCGUAUGUCUAUGGUAUCUCAGGUGAUUGGAAUUGGAGAACAUUUGGUUUUCAUGAAGGGGGCCCCAGAAAUGGUGAUAAGGUUUUGCUGUCCAGAAUCAGUUCCUGGGGAUUUCUAUGAUGAACUCCAGCAAUACACACUGCAGGGUUUCAGAGUGAUUGGCCUGGCAUAUAAAACAAUACUACAAAUGAAAGAUCUGACCACAAGGAGUUAUUCACGGGAAGAGGUAGAGUCCGACCUUGUCUUCAUCGGUCUUUUGAUAUUAGAAAAUCGUUUGAAACCAGAGACGGUUCCUGUACUAUGUGAGAUGAACAAUGCCUUAAUCAGGACUGUGAUGAUCACAGGUGAUAAUCUUCAAACAGCAAUAACUGUAGCACGAAAUUCUGGCAUUGUGCAAAACAAAGUUAAGGUUAUUCUAGUUGAUGCAUGUGAGCCAAUAAAAGACUCUCCUGCCUCCAUUACAUGGAAACAAAUGGAAGGUUGUAAUGGCGAAAGCACUGAAAUAACAGAAAUUGACAUUGAAAAGAUCAACUACUGUUUUGCCAUGACCGGGAAAGCUUAUCAAGUCAUAGUACAAUAUUUCUACAGCCUACUGCCAAAGCUCUUACUGAAUGGUGCCAUUUUUGCAAGGAUGUCCCCUGGACAAAAAUCUGAUCUCAUUGAAGAAUUUCAGAAAAUGGAUUACUAUGUUGCUAUGUGUGGAGAUGGAGCCAAUGAUUGUGGAGCUUUAAAAGUAGCACAUGCUGGUAUAUCCCUGUCUGAACAAGAGGCUUCUGUUGCUUCUCCAUUUACAUCACAAAUAACUAAUAUUCAAUGUGUCCCUGAGCUUAUUAAGGAAGGUCGAGCAGCUCUUGUGAGUUCAUUUGCUGUCUUCAAAUAUGUCACCCUAUAUGCCAUGAUACAGUUUGUAUGUCUGCUCCUGCUCUACUGGCAACUGAAGAUAGUUGGCCUGUACCAGUACCUGAUCCAAGAUGUGGGAGUUACAAUAUUAGUAACCCUAACAAUGAGCUUAUCACAGGCAUAUCCAAAACUGGCCCCAUACAGACCUCCAGCACAGCUGAUCUCACCACCUCUCUUGCUAUCAGUCAUCUUUAAUGUGUUAUUUAAUACAGCCAUCCAGACCUGCGGCUUUGUACUGGUGCAGCAGCAACCAUGGUACAGCACAUCCAACUUUAGUGCAUGCACAGGUGGGAACAGUACCACACAAGAAUUUUCUGAAUUUGAAGACUAUGAAACUACAACCUUGUGGCCAAUAACCACAAUCAGCUGUAUAAUUAUUGCAUUUGUGUUCUCCAAAGGAAAACCAUUCAGGAAACCAAUAUCUACCAACUAUAUAUUUUUUUGCAUGCUGCCUAUACAGCUGGGUGUGUGUCUCUUCAUACUAUUUGCUGACAUUCAAAGCCUUUACAAAGCAUUACAACUUGUCUGCACUCCGACUAUCUGGAGAAUUGCUAUAUUUAUAUUAUUGCUCAUAUUCUUUCUUGUAUCUUACGCUGUUGAGGAAGCUGUCAUUGAAAAUAGACGACUUUGGCUGUUUUUGAAAAGAAUAUUUAAAUAUCAGUCGCAUAGCAAGUACAGGGUAUUAUAUAGAGCUCUUCAGAAUGAUCCCAGCUGGCCUCCUUUAAAUAACACACAGUAUGCCAUAUCAGAUGAAGAGAACAAUGGUGCAGUCUAUUGUAAUCCAUGCUACAAGAAUGAUGAAAUCCAUAGUUGAUUAAGGGAUUACAUGUUAACUUUAGGAGUGUAUAUUCUGUGUCUGAAAUG